This is a messenger RNA of Prionailurus viverrinus (fishing cat), 5465 nucleotides long. Its product is annotated as E3 ubiquitin-protein ligase RNF103. The coding region runs from base 977 to 3034 and encodes 685 amino acids. The transcript has 4 exons. NCBI's taxonomy places the organism in Eukaryota, Metazoa, Chordata, Mammalia, Carnivora, Felidae. Gene Ontology annotation, molecular function: ubiquitin-protein transferase activity. The record is from RefSeq and is a predicted model, not a curated record. Gene Ontology annotation, biological process: late endosome to vacuole transport; protein transport; endosome transport via multivesicular body sorting pathway. Gene Ontology annotation, cellular component: endoplasmic reticulum; multivesicular body; ESCRT III complex.
CCCAGCUGAUCCUCUGCUCCCGAGGCGAGUGCCGCGGCCUCGCGAGGUGGCGGGGGCGUCAGGGACGGCGGCCGAGACCCGCGCCGCCCAUCUGAGCGGGGCGGGCGCUGCGUGGCCAGGAAGCCGCCCCAGAGCUGCUCAGGGAGCCGUCGGGGCCUGUUUUUGCCUUUCUCCUCCAGGACCGUCGGCCCGCGCGCCCCAUUUAUCUCUGCAGAGACCGCGACGCCCCCUCCCGGGCCGGGCCGCGGUGCCCGCCCGCCUGAAAGGCGCCGCCCGCCGGCCCGAGCGAAUCUGGAGCCGCCGCCGCCGUGCCCGCCGCGCCUCUCGCGGAGCCUGGGCGGCCGGCGGGGCCUGGGGCCUGGCGGCGGGCCGCUCCUCCCCGAGCUGGGCCCGGGGCCUGGCGGAGCCGAGCGCCGCGCCCUCCUGACCAGCCGCCGCGGGAGCCCGGCCGCCGCCCGCCGGCCCCAACCGCCUCCCCGGCCCGCCGCCCCUCCGGCCCCGGCCUCCCGCCCAGCCUUCCUUUGUGGAUCUGAAUGAUUUGGGGGGCCUCCUCCUUCCCCCUUGAGAUUACGGUGCUGGAAGACCGACCCCGCCACCUCGGUCAGAGCCCCCCGCCGGGGGACACGUCCCUCGUUUUGUUCCCCGAGGGCCCACCCGCGCCCCGCUCCUUUCGGUGUUUGACUGAUGGGGUUUUUUUAGUGUUUCCCCCCCCCCCCCUUUAUGUCUCUCGCCUCUCGACGGGAAGGCCCCGCGCGAGGCUCUGCGCCUCUGCCCCUCCCCGUCUCUUCCUCAACCCCGCACAAAUAGCCGAACCCCCUGCCCCCGGGCCGGCAAUGGCGCGACAGUGAGGGCGGCGAGGCCGGACCACGCUGGGAUAGUGCCCGCGCCCCGGCGGGCGUGAGCACACACUCCCCCGCUCCGCGCCCCUCUUUUUCGUCUCCUGAGCUCUCUGAGAAGAGAGAAGACGCAGGGAAAGAUGUGGCUGAAGCUGUUUUUCCUACUCCUCUAUUUUCUGGUCCUGUUCGUCCUGGCCAGGUUUUUUGAGGCCAUUGUGUGGUAUGAAACUGGCAUCUUUGCCACCCAGCUGGUGGAUCCGGUGGCGCUGAGCUUCAAGAAGCUGAAGACCAUUCUGGAGUGCCGGGGGCUGGGGUACUCGGGGCUGCCCGAGAAGAAGGAUGUCCGGGAGCUGGUGGAAAAGUCAGGUGACUUGAUGGAAGGUGAGCUCUAUUCUGCACUCAAGGAAGAAGAAGCAUCUGAAUCUGUUUCUAGUACCAAUUUCAGUGGUGAAAUGCACUUCUAUGAGCUUGUAGAAGACACAAAAGAUGGCAUCUGGCUGGUUCAGGUCAUAGCAAAUGACAGAAGUCCCUUGGUCGGUAAAAUCCACUGGGAGAAAAUGGUGAAAAAGGUGUCAAGAUUUGGAAUACGUACAGGCACUUUUAAUUGUUCCAGUGACCCCAGAUACUGCAGGAGAAGAGGCUGGUUGCGAUCUACACUCAUUAUGUCUGUCCCACAAACGAGCACUUCUAAAGGGAAAGUCAUGCUUAAAGAAUACAGCGGACGCAAGAUUGAAGUGGAGCACAUUUUUAAGUGGAUAACUGCUCAUGCAGCUUCUCGGAUCAAAACCAUUUAUAAUGCUGAACAUUUGAAAGAAGAAUGGAAUAAAAGCGAUCGAUAUUGGGUAAAAAUAUACCUAUUUGCAAACCUUGACCAACCCCCAGCUUUCUUCUCUGCACUAAGUAUAAAGUUUACCGGAAGAGUGGAGUUUAUUUUUGUUAAUGUGGAAAAUUGGGACAAUAAGAGUUUUAUGACAGAUAUUGGUGUAUAUAACAUGCCAUCAUACAUUCUUAGAACUCCUGAAGGAAUUUACAGAUAUGGAAAUCACACAGGUGAAUUUAUAUCCCUUCAGGCCAUGGAUUCAUUUUUGCGCUCAUUACAACCUGAAGUAAAUGAUCUGUUUGUUUUGAGCUUGGUUCUAGUUAAUCUUAUGGCUUGGAUGGACUUAUUUAUCACACAAGGAGCAACCAUAAAGCGAUUUGUGGUUCUCAUAAGCACUUUAGGGACAUACAACUCUCUGUUAAUUAUUUCCUGGCUACCUGUGUUGGGCUUUUUACAGCUCCCUUACUUAGAUAGCUUUUAUGAAUAUAGCUUAAAAUUGUUGCGAUAUUCUAAUACAACCACACUGGCUUCAUGGGUAAGGGCAGACUGGAUGUUCUAUUCUUCCCACCCGGCCCUAUUUCUCAGUACGUACCUUGGACAUGGUUUACUAAUUGAUUACUUUGAGAAGAAGAGACGGCGCAACAGCAACAAUGAUGAAGUCAAUGCCAAUAACUUAGAAUGGUUAUCAAGUCUGUGGGACUGGUACACCAGCUACCUCUUCCACCCGAUUGCUUCUUUUCAGAACUUUCCUAUAGAAUCUGAUUGGGACGAAGACCCUGACUUAUUCUUGGAGCGGUUAGCUUUCCCUGACCUUUGGCUUCACCCUCUGAUACCAACUGAUUACAUUAAAAAUUUGCCAAUGUGGCGAUUUAAAUGUCUUGGAGUCCAGUCUGAAGAGGAAAUGUCGGAGGGUUCUCAAGAUAUUGAAAAUGACUCAGACAGCGAGAGCACAGACACUUUUAGCAGUGAAAAGGAAGUAUUUGAAGAUAAACAAAGCAUAGUUCACAAUUCUCCAGGAAGAGCAAGUCACUGUGAUGCUGAGGCUUGUUCAUGUGCCAAUAAAUAUUGUCAGACCAGCCCAUACGAAAAGAAGGGGAGGUCAUAUGGAUUAUAUAAUGCUAAUGAAGAUAUGGAACCUGAUUGGUUAACUUGGCCUGCUGAUAUGCUGCACUGUACUGAAUGUGUUGUUUGCCUAGAGAAUUUUGAAAACGGAUGUUUGCUAAUGGGGUUGCCUUGUGGUCAUGUGUUCCAUCAGAAUUGCAUUGUGAUGUGGUUGGCUGGGGGCCGACACUGUUGCCCUGUUUGCCGGUGGCCUUCUUAUAAAAAAAAGCAGCCGUAUGCACAACACCAGCCCUUGUCAAAUGAUGUCCCAUCUUAACCAUGUGCAAUUUGUCCUUUAUAAGCUUUGAGUAUCUUACAGCUUGCCUUUUUAAUGUUAGUCACAAUGUUUUUGUGGUUUGAAGUUUAGUUUAAUGUUAGUGCAGUGACAGGAAAUACACAUUAUGCUAAUGUUGAUGACAAUUAUUUGGUUGCCUUGUGUGUCAAUUGAAUGCAUACUUAAUUGUAAAAAUUUUUAUUUACAACAUUGGAAAUUCAGAAGUUAAUGUUUUUUGUAAGCACAAAAGAAGUAUGAUAGAAAUUUAUCCUAGCAAGACUUUACAAGGUAGGAUCAAAUCCUAAUGGAAUUGAGGCAGUUUCUUAUCCUAAAUGUUUCCUCCCUUUUUACAAUCUCUGUCCAGCACCUCUUGAUUAAAUAAUGUAUGCUCUGAGACAUGAAAUUAAAACGGACCUAUGAAAUAAAUUAUUUUAAAACCAGAAGAUUACAGCUUUUCCAAUGUCAAAUUGUUUUUAGUGAGGUGGUUGAAUGUUAUAGGUGUUUUGCUGGUUUGUUCAUUUCACAGGUAAGUGAUCCUAGAUUCAUGAGGAAAAACAAAAAUAAAUUAUGUUGCUGACACUAGCCAGAGGUCAUGUUAGUCAGCCUCUUAGCUUGGUUAGCUUUGAUGGGAAGGGAUUUCAUGGUGGGCUUUUUUUAAAGUAUUAAGUCAUUUAUGAGAAGUAUAUUCGUCUAAGUAAAAUCAACUAUAACAUAUUAGUCAUACAUUGAUUACUUUGUUUUUCCUGACUUUUAUUUUGAAAAAUGUCAAAACUGCAGAAAAACUGGUAGCAGUACAGUGAACAUCUGUUUCUCUAAUUCACCAACUGUAUGUAUUUUGUUACCUUUGCUUUAUCUUCUCUAUAUGUAUUUAUCUUUUUUUCUUUCUUUUUUUCUGGUUUGUUUUUGUUUUUUACUGAUCCCUUUGGAAAUAAAUUUUAGUCAUCCUGAUGCCUCUUUACCACUGGAUGUAUCACCAUGUAUCUUCUAAGAACAAGGACUUUUUUUUUUUUUUUUUUUUUUUUUUUUUGCGUAACCACAAUACUAUGAUUACACCGAAUAAAUUUAUUCACGUUGAUUCAGUAAUAUUUAACAUACAAUCCCUACUUCCUACUUGCUCCCCAAAUAUCCUUUAUAUCUUUAGAUGUUUUUGUUUUUAUUGUGAACUUAGGCACAGUUCAUGUGCUGGGUUUGGAGUCCUUCCUUUCAUUCUUUUCUAGCAGUUCCCUGCCUUUUUUUUUUUCCCUUGUAAAUCUUUUCUGAUACAUUUUGGAAGAGAACAGGCUAGUUAACUUAUAGAAUGUCCUACAUUCUGAAAUUCUCUGAGUGUUUCCUCACGAUAAGAUUUAAAUUAAACAAUAUUGCCUGGAUGAUAUGUACCUCCCAUUUGUAUAACAUUGGGAGUCACAUGAUACCAGUUUGUCCCAUCAUUGGUGAAGCUAAAUUUGGUUAAAGUCAUAGCUGUCUUCUGUUUCCAUCAUAAAAUACUUUUUCAUUUAAGAUGGAACUUGUGAGGCUAUGUGAAUAUCCCAACGGUUUGGUGUCUUUUUUGUUUUUAAUUUUAAUUCCAGUAUAGUUAGCAUAGAGCGUUAUAUUAGUAAGCCAACAGUUUUAACAUUCACUGAUGGUUAUUAAUCUGAGUCAGUUAUUGAAUAGGAGUUGUAACAUGGGGAUUUUCUAAUUGCACCCUUCAUUCUACAUUUUUUAGCUCACACUUUUUGUGAAGAACAACUUUCCAUUUUUCUUUCUGUCAUACUUUGAAUAUUACUGGACUCAGUUUCUUUUUAUAUUCGGUGUGUUAAAGUUCAUUAUUCUUUGUGGCGUCCAAGUCAUCCCAAAUUUGAUAAGGGAGAGCCCCCUUCUAGGCUAAUUCCAUUCUGUGCUAUUGAUAUGUCCCUUUCAAUCUUGAAACGGUUGCUUUUUGACACAAGGCAUUCCAGGCUCACUUUGUAUUUUUUCUGUCCCAGCACUGUGAUCAUGUCUGAGUUUCAUAGUGCACUUUAAAAAUCUUUCUUGACUGUCCCACCCCACAUGGUAACAAAAUGCAAUUUUUUCAUUCUGAAUUAUUGCUUGGUUACUAGCAGAAGCCUUCCUCCCCCACCCCCACCCCCACCUUCCCCCACUGCCUUCAUGGCAGACUUGAGCCUUAUUUUCAUACAUCAAUGAAAAUAGUAAGGACCGGCUAUUACUGGGGUGCCUGGGUGGCUCAGUUGGCUGAGCAUCUGGUUCUUGGUUUCAGCUCAGGUCAUGAUCUCAUGGUUCAUGAGUUUGAGCCCCACUCGGACUCUGUGCUGACAGUGCAGAGCUUGCUUGGAAUUCUCUCUCUUCUCUUUCCUCCCACCCCCACCUUCUCUCUCUCUCAAAUAAAAACUGUAAGGACCAGCUGUUAGUAUUUGAGAGCUCUUUUAAGUUUUUAAAUAAAAAAUGCAAAAACUGC